AUGUAUGCCGCGCCGGGUAUAGGCCUUGCUGCAACCCAGGUUGAUGUCCAUGAGCGGAUUAUCGCAGUGGACGUGUCUGAUAACGCCGAUGCACCCCACAUACUGGUUAACCCACAGUUCACCGUACACGGCGCCCUGCUUGAAACCGAAGAAGGCUGCUUAUCGGUGCCCGGUUUCUAUGAGCCGGUGAGUCGCGCAGAGCGCAUCAGCGUGACAGCCCAGACACCUACAGGUGAAGUGUUCAGCAUGGAGGCAGAGGGAUUGCUGGCGGUCUGCAUCCAGCAUGAGUGUGAUCAUCUGGCGGGCAAACUGUUCGUCGACUACAUCUCGAACUUGAAGCGAAACCGUAUUCGCAAAAAGCUUGAGCGACAACAGAAACAACCACCUAUCGAACGGGCCAUCAUGGCGGGCGAUGAGCAAACCGGGGUGUGCAUCAUGGCAAUGGAAGCAGGUUUGGAUACCGGACCCGUGUUUGCCCAGGUAGAAGUACCCAUAGGUGCAACAGCCACAGCAACUCAGCUUACCGAAAAGCUGGCUGACACCGGCGGUGAACUUCUAAUCGAAGUGCUGACCACAAUCGCCACAUCCAAAGCAGAAAAGCGCAAACUACCCGCCCCUAGAGCGCAGGAUGAAACUCUGGCCACUUACGCACACAAACUGGAAGCUUCGGAUCGAAAUAUCGAUUGGAGCGAAUCAGCCAAAUCCAUUGCAGAUAAAAUCCGUGGCCUGGCCGGACGCAUGCCGGUGCGCGGCAUGCUCGGCGAUGCACACGUUCAGAUAUUGGAAGCACGGCCGAUUGAGCAACACCUUCCGGGUGUGGAAGCCACCCCAGCAGGCACAUUAGUUGAUGUUUCAAAAAGUGGCAUCAUCGUUCAGUGUGCAACGGAUUUGUUGCAAAUCACACGAAUAAAAGUUGAACGAGGCAAAGGCACCGAGCUUGAUCCAGCCGCUGCGAUUAACGGGUACAGUGAGCUGUUUUUCCCCGGCGCACGUUUUGCGAACUGA
Molecule: messenger RNA, 1005 nt
Organism: Symbiodinium necroappetens
Lineage: Eukaryota; Dinophyceae; Suessiales; Symbiodiniaceae
Source: the annotation of a GenBank genome assembly